Hippopotamus amphibius kiboko is the source of this 303-nucleotide messenger RNA. Its product is annotated as small ubiquitin-related modifier 2-like. Gene Ontology annotation, molecular function: ubiquitin-like protein ligase binding; protein tag activity. The record is from RefSeq and is a predicted model, not a curated record. Gene Ontology annotation, biological process: protein sumoylation. The coding region runs from base 16 to 303 and encodes 95 amino acids. Gene Ontology annotation, cellular component: nucleus. The transcript has a single exon. NCBI's taxonomy places the organism in Eukaryota, Metazoa, Chordata, Mammalia, Artiodactyla, Hippopotamidae.
ACUCCAGUGCUCGCCAUGGCCAAUGAAAAGCCCAAGGAAGGAGUCAAGACUAAGAACAACGAUCAUGUUAAUUUGAAGGUGGCAGGGCAGGAUGGUUCUGUGGUGCAGUUUAAGGUUAAAAGGCAUAUACCACUUAGUAACCUACUGAAAGCCUAUUGUGAACAACAGGGUAUGUCAGUGAGGCAGAUCAGAUUCCUAUUUGAUGGGCAGCCAAUUAGGGAAACAGACACACCUGCACAGUUGGAAAUGGAGGAUGAAGACACAAUUGAUGUGUUCCAGCAGCAGACAGGAGGUGUCUACUAA